This is a messenger RNA of Macrobrachium nipponense, 1497 nucleotides long. RefSeq lists its product as uncharacterized. Gene Ontology annotation, biological process: DNA integration. Lineage: Eukaryota; Metazoa; Arthropoda; Malacostraca; Decapoda; Palaemonidae. The coding region runs from base 1 to 1497 and encodes 498 amino acids. The transcript is spliced from 4 exons. The record is from RefSeq and is a predicted model, not a curated record. Gene Ontology annotation, molecular function: nucleic acid binding.
AUGGAGAAAGCUUUUGUGGGUGAGAGGAAUGAAUCACAGCCACAGAAUUUAGUUCCAUUUGAGAUUGACAGUGGCGCUGCUGUGUCCAAUAUAGCCAAAGAGUGGGUACAUAGGUUAAAACUAAAUAUGGAACCAUGCAAUAAAAAGCUAAGAGCUUAUGAUAAUAUGAGAAUUGAUGUCUUAGGCAAAGUGUUAGCUCCUGUACUUUAUAAUACCACAAAGGUUUCUCAGCGCUUACCUUUUGGCUUGUCCUCAUCUGGUAUUUUCCAAAGGUUUAUUUCUCAACUGUUGGCAAAUGUGGAGGGUGUAGCUGCUUAUUUAGAUGAUAUUAUUGUAAGUGGUGCUACCAAAAAGGAGCACGAUCACCGAUUAAGAAAGGUUUUGGAACAGAUUCCAUGUAAUACUAAUUCUAGAAUACAAAGAUGUGCUUUGUUGUUUUUGUUGUUAUCUCAGUAUGAUUAUGAAUUAGUUCACAAACCUGGGAAGGAUGUAAUUGCUGAUGCCGUAAGCAGAUGGCCACUUGAUGAUGAUUUUCAUUCUGGUACAUCAGCUGAGUGUGUUAAAUUGGUUGAAUUACUUGAUUUUGAUGACAUCUCUUUUCAGGCAGUUAAACAUUUCACCAAUAAGGAUGCUGUAUUGUCUCAGUUGAAAAAUUGUUUGAAGCUGGGAUGGUCAAAGGAACAUAAUAUGUCACUUCUGGAAUAUGCCUCUGUAAAAGAUGAUUUAUCUCUCCAUAAUGAUGUAAUAUUGUAUAGAAAAAGGGUUUUGAUUCCCGUUGAGUUAAGAUGUAAGGUUUUGAACCAUUUGCAUUGUGGGCAUAAUGGUGUAAAUGCUAUGAAAGCCGAGGCAAGGAAUUGGGUAUGGUGGCCAAAGAUAGACCAGGACAUAGGAGAAGUCACAAAGAAUUAUAGCAUUUGUUUUAAGAAUUUUACGAAUCCUCAAGCUCCUACAUUGUCUUGGCCUAUUGUUGGUAACCCAUGGUCUCGACUGCACAUAAAUUAUGCAGGACCUAUUGAUGGCAAAUAUUUUUUUAUUAUUGUAGAUUCUCAUAGCAAAUUUUUGGAUAUUCGGUUUUCUAGUUCCACUAUGUCUGCUGUUACCAUUGGUCAUUUGAGGAAGACAUUCUGUAAUUUUGGUAUACCUGAUAUCAUUGUAUCGGAUAAUGCUUCAAAUUUUGUUUCUCAAGAGAUGGAGGAGUUCUUGCAUAAAAAUAGUAUUAAGCAUGGAACACUAGCUCCUUAUCAUCCAUCCUCCAAUGGUCUGGCUGAAAGGGCUGUAAGAACAUUCAAGGAGGGCCUGGGAAAAUUUAAGGAGGGAGAUAUUCAGACCAGAAUUUGUAGAAUUUUGUAUAAUUAUAGGACUGUGAAUUCUUCCACUGACAAUAAUAAUAGGGGGGCUGAAGUAACUGUAAAUAAUGAUAGUGAAUGUUCAGUACAACCACCAAUGUUAAGGCGAUCCAGUCGAAUAAGUAAACCUCCAGAUCGACUUGAUUUAUAA